AUGUACAUACAUAAGUGGCUUGCAAGAGCACCUUGACGUUCCUAUUUGUUAUUUCUUAUUCCUCUUGAAUUUUAGUUUAGUUGUGCAAAAUUUUGUGAAUUUUUCCUCUUUUACCUUUAAUUUUGUGCCAAUAUUGAUGUUGAAAGUGAAAAGUGUAUGGAUAUGUUGUCACGAAAAAGCAAAGAUAAGUCCAUAAAGGAAGGAGUUGUUGGGAAAUAUGUGAAAAAAGAUACACCACCUGAUAUUCCAAUAAUAAAUGUUUGGACGACGGAGGAGACAAAGAAUAAGGCAAAGGCCAGAAGAAAUAGUCAGCAAUUGAGUGAGGCAAAUGUCUCGCAGAAUUUUGCCGGAAAUCGAGGGCAAAUGCCCAAUGCGGUAUUUACCAAUGGCAAGAAUUUGGCCACAAAGCCAUCAACGGGCUUGGGGCAUGAGGGAAAGUAUACGCCAAAUACCCAAAUAUCCAAUAUACCUCAGAGAAUGUCUCCGGGAUUGCCCACGACGAUGUCCAGUGGAGAUCCCAAUAGGAAUAAUUUUUCCAAUCUGUAUCAGAUGAUGCAGAGUGAGAAUGAUCGGAGGACUUCGACUCAAUCCAUUCUGGGUGCUUUGGGUGGGUAUCCGGUGCAACAGCAACAGAUUAGCAAUAGCAAUAGCCAUGGCAAUUAUGUGGAAAUUGAUGCAAUUGAUCAAUAUCGGAUGCAUUCGGACUAUCAGCAGCAAUUUCAGGGAAUGUCCAAUUUCUCUCGGCAAUUCUCCAUGAAUCAGAAUCAUGGACAAGCCUUCGAGGCACAAUCUGAGCCACAUUUGGCUCUGCACAAUUUUCCUGGAGGCGGAGGGGGAGCAGGAGGCAGUGGAAAUGGAGGAGAAUCAGGAGAGGGAAAAGGGCUAAAUAGCCUGACACCGCAUGCUUCACAGCAGCAACUCCAAUCCCAAUAUAAACUCUCAUCCAUGGCAAAAUCUUACAAUAGCGAUGGAUCACCAAUUUAUGAGAAUCAGCCUCAGCAAUCUGUGAAUAUGGGAAGGUCAGAAUCACCCAUUUACAGCAAUACCACGUCGAGUCUCUCUGUGUUCUAUCAGGAUCAGAAUAAUCCACCAGUGCCUUCGGUCUACUCCCACAUGAGGUACGGGACGAAGCCGGCUCAUCAGUCUAUCUACUCAAAUAUACCAGCAAACUCUCUUGGAUACUACGGAUCAAGUAUGGCUGUUAUUUCGGCGGACAAUCCGCUCUAUUCCAACAUUAGGGCCAUCGAUGUGACCAGCGGGAUGACCUACGGAGAACAGUUUCUCCACAACAAACGCCACAAUAUUUUAACACAAGUUUCUUCUCAGCAAAACCACGAAGAUGAACUACCUUUGCCUCCUGGCUGGUCAGUUCAUAAUACAUUGCGAGGGAGAAAGUACUACUUUGACCACAAUGCACAAACUACGCACUGGUCGCAUCCUCUGGAAAGGGAAGGUCUUCCCAUUGGAUGGCAGAGAAUAGAAUCACCCCAGUAUGGAAUUUACUACGUUAAUCACAUCACUCGUCAAGCUCAGUACAAUCAUCCGUGUUUGACAUCGUGCUAUCUCUACACAACUGCAACUGAGGCUCCGAGGGCUGUAAUUCCAGAGCCUCAGUUGGCAACUCAUGUUACUACCCAUAGUGCUCUAGUACCGGCCAAUCCUUAUCUGCUGGAGGAGAUUCCCUCCUGGCUGAUGGUCUACAUGAAGGCUGAUCCGGCAACAGAUCACAAACUCAAAUGGGAUAUGUUUGCUCUCAAUAAACUCGAGUGCUUUGACGGGAUGCUCAAUCGACUGUACAAGCAAGAACUGCAGAAUAUUGUGGCCAGGUAUGAAAAGUACCGUCAAGCCCUCGAUAUUGAGAUCAACCGGAGAUUACACUUGGGAACUAUCAUUGAAUAGUUUUGUGUCUGGGAUGUCUCAUACUUCAUGUUUCUAGGUAUUAUUAGGGUAAGAUUUUAUCUUACUCUCAAAGCUUUCAAACCUUCUAUCGCUUAAAGAGGAGAUACUCAAAAAGACUCAAUUUUUUUCGAGCAAAGCAUCAUGCAACAAAUGUAUAGAUAAAUUUUUUUGUGAUAUGUACAUAAUUUAUAGAAUUGUCUUUCAUUCAGUCAGCCUUAUUGUACUAUUGAUUUUAAAUAUAUAUAUUUUCAACUAUCAAA
This is a messenger RNA of Phlebotomus papatasi, 2159 nucleotides long. RefSeq names its product scaffold protein salvador (gene sav). The record is from RefSeq and is a predicted model, not a curated record. The transcript is spliced from 4 exons. NCBI's taxonomy places the organism in Eukaryota, Metazoa, Arthropoda, Insecta, Diptera, Psychodidae. Gene Ontology annotation, molecular function: protein binding; molecular adaptor activity. Gene Ontology annotation, biological process: hippo signaling; apoptotic process; regulation of cell population proliferation. Bases 157 to 1899 code for a protein of 580 amino acids.